Messenger RNA from Diaporthe amygdali, 522 nucleotides. RefSeq lists its product as uncharacterized. The coding region runs from base 1 to 522 and encodes 173 amino acids. NCBI's taxonomy places the organism in Eukaryota, Fungi, Ascomycota, Sordariomycetes, Diaporthales, Diaporthaceae. The transcript has a single exon. The record is from RefSeq and is a predicted model, not a curated record.
AUGAGCACUCUAGAACAGUCCUCAGAUGGAAAUCCCAACGACACAAGCGGCUUUUCGAACGUCCUGGGUAUCAUAUUGGGAGGAGUCAUACCAGGCUGCGCCAUCCUGACAGUGAUACUGAUCUUCCUGGUCUGGUGCACCAGUGGCUGUCUCGAGCCUGCGCGGCCCACUGGCGAGAAUGACAAUGACGAGGUUCUGCCGGAAUGUCCCAAAUACUCAGGGGCUCCACGGAGGGAACAAGGCCACGAACCUCCUGCGUACGAAGCAGGGCCAAGUCGUUCGGGGCUGACAACGGACUGUUGGGCGGAUGAUCGUACGAUUUGCUCUGGAGAGAGCAACUGCUCACCCUCUCAGGACCGCGCGGACUCGAGACACCCGACCACCUUGGACCCCUCUGUAAGCUCGGACACGACUUGCCUCAAUUCGAAGGCCUCUUCAAUACGGGAUGCGUCGGGUUCUGAAGCCGGUUCUGUGGAGGUGAAUGGCACGUCAGGAAGGACCCCAGCUACUGCUACUACAUAG